AUGGCAAUGUCCUGCAAGGAUGGUAAACCAGGAUUGGAUAACGGGAAAUAUGUCCGUUACACGCCUGAGCAGGUUGAAGCCCUCGAGAGGCUUUAUCAUGACUGCCCCAAACCCAGUUCCAUUCGCCGUCAGCAGCUCAUUCGUGAGUGUCCUAUUCUCUCCAACAUUGAGCCUAAGCAAAUCAAAGUUUGGUUUCAGAACAGAAGGUGUCGAGAGAAGCAGAGAAAAGAGGCCUCGCGGUUGCAAGCUGUAAAUAGGAAGCUCACAGCCAUGAACAAGCUUCUCAUGGAGGAGAAUGAUAGGUUGCAGAAGCAGGUGUCUCAGUUGGUUUACGAAAAUGGCUACUUUCGUCAACACACUCAGAAUACUGCGCUUCCGACCAAAGACACGAGCUGUGAAUCGGCGGUGACUAGUGGUCAACGCAGUUUGACAACCCAGCAUCCCCCAAGGGAUGCAAGUCCUGCAGGGCUUAUGUCCAUUGCAGAAGAAACUUUAGCAGAGUUUCUUUCGAAGGCUACUGGAACUGCUGUUGAGUGGGUCCAAAUGCCUGGAAUGAAGCCUGGUCCGGAUUCCAUUGGAAUCGUUGCUAUUUCUCAUGGUUGCACUGGUGUGGCAGCAAGAGCCUGCGGCCUAGUGGGUCUAGAACCGACAAGGGUUGCAGAAAUCCUUAAAGAUCGGCCUUCAUGGUUUCGUGAUUGCCGAGCUGUGGAUGUUCUGAAUGUGCUGCCCACAGCAAAUGGUGGAACCAUAGAGCUGCUUUAUAUGCAGCUAUAUGCACCAACCACAUUGGCACCUGCCCGUGACUUCUGGUUGUUGCGCUACACAUCUGUCUUAGAAGAUGGGAGCCUAGUGAUCUGUGAGAGGUCCCUUAAAAAUACACAAAAUGGUCCAACCAUGCCUCCCGUGCAGCAUUUUGUUAGAGCAGAGAUGCUUCCAAGUGGGUACUUAAUAAGACCCUGUGAAGGAAAUGGUUCCAUCAUUCACAUUGUUGAUCACAUGGAUUUGGAGCCAUGGAGUGUUCCUGAAGUACUUCGACCACUGUAUGAAUCAUCAACUGUGUUGGCUCAGAAGACAACUAUGGUGGCACUACGUCAACUAAGGCAGAUUUCACAUGAAGUUUCCCAGUCUAAUGUAACUGGUUGGGGGAGACGACCGGCAGCUCUUCGAGCACUUGGCCAGAGACUCAGCCGUGGCUUCAAUGAGGCGAUCAAUGGGUUCACUGAUGAGGGAUGGUCAAUGAUUGGCAAUGAUGGUGCUGAUGAUGUUACAGUUCUAGUGAAUUCAUCACCUGAUAAGUUAAUGGGUCUGAAUCUUUCCUUUGCCAAUGGAUUUCCAUCUAUCAGCAAUGCAGUCUUGUGUGCUAAAGCUUCAAUGCUGUUACAGAAUGUGCCUCCUGCCAUACUACUGAGGUUCCUACGGGAGCAUAGAUCAGAAUGGGCAGACAACAACAUGGAUGCUUACUCAGCCGCAGCCAUUAAAGUUGGUCCUUGUGCCUUACCAGGAUCUCGUGUUGGAAAUUAUGGGGGCCAAGUUAUACUUCCUCUAGCCCACACUAUCGAGCAUGAGGAGUUUCUUGAAGUUAUUAAGCUGGAAGGAAUUGCUCAUUCUCCUGAAGACACAAUCAUGCCCAGAGAAGUAUUUCUUUUACAACUCUGCAGUGGAAUGGAUGAAAAUGCUGUUGGAACCUGUGCAGAACUUAUAUUUGCUCCAAUUGAUGCAUCUUUUGCUGAUGAUGCCCCCCUUCUGCCUUCUGGAUUUCGCAUCAUUCCUCUUGAUUCUGGAAAGGAAGCAUCCAACCCAAAUCGCACACUUGACCUGGCAUCUGCCCUUGACAUUGGCCCAACUGGAAACAGAGCAUCAAAUGAUUAUUCUGGAAAUUCUGGUUCUAUGAGAUCGGUGAUGACAAUAGCAUUUGAAUUUGCAUUUGAAAGUCAUAUGCAAGAUCACGUAGCAACCAUGGCACGACAAUAUGUUCGUAGCAUUAUAUCAUCAGUCCAAAGGGUAGCAUUGGCACUUUCUCCUUCUCAUUUAAGUUCACAAGCUGGGCUUAGAACACCACUGGGUACUCCUGAAGCGCAAACACUUGCUCGCUGGAUCUGCAGUAGUUAUAGGUGCUACUUGGGUGUAGAGCUACUUAAAUCUAAUAACGAAGGGAACGAAUCUUUGCUCAAGUCCUUGUGGCAUCACUCAGAUGCAAUAUUGUGCUGCACUCUAAAGGCGUUGCCUGUGUUCACUUUUGCCAACCAGGCUGGGCUUGACAUGCUGGAGACCACCUUGGUUGCUUUACAAGAUAUAACGUUGGAGAAGAUAUUUGACGAUCAUGGCCGAAAGAUUCUGUGCUCAGAGUUUCCCCAAAUUAUUCAACAGGGUUUUGCGUGCCUUCAAGGUGGUAUUUGUCUCUCAAGCAUGGGGCGACCCAUCUCAUAUGAAAGAGUAGUGGCUUGGAAGGUACUGAACGAAGAAGAGAAUGCUCAUUGUAUUUGCUUUAUGUUUAUGAACUGGUCUUUCGUUUGA
Messenger RNA from Sphenostylis stenocarpa, 2514 nucleotides. The record is from the annotation of a GenBank genome assembly. Lineage: Eukaryota; Viridiplantae; Streptophyta; Magnoliopsida; Fabales; Fabaceae.